AUGUACCAGCGAUGCGGCUUUGUGCCUCUGAGUCGCAGAGAGAAGACGUGGACAGAAGAGACGCAGACGGAUGACCGCGACGCAGCUAUGGCGCAACGUGCGUGUGCCGCUCCGUCAUUUGAGAUUGGGUAUAUAGAGAAACUGACCGAUACUGACCAUCUGGUGACAGUAGGAGAUAACCAGAUUGUGGAUGUCUACAAAGAGCAGCUAUUUGACUUUGAGUCACGAGUUUGCUCUCCAUACUUCAAGAUACAGGAUAUCAAAGAGGUCGAUGCAAUGAUGAAGCAAACAAACAGCGAACCAUAA
Molecule: messenger RNA, 306 nt
Organism: Cylicostephanus goldi
Lineage: Eukaryota; Metazoa; Nematoda; Chromadorea; Rhabditida; Strongylidae
Source: the annotation of a GenBank genome assembly